Messenger RNA from Saprolegnia parasitica CBS 223.65, 801 nucleotides. RefSeq lists its product as hypothetical. Gene Ontology annotation, cellular component: nucleus. The transcript has a single exon. Bases 1 to 801 code for a protein of 266 amino acids. NCBI's taxonomy places the organism in Eukaryota, Oomycota, Saprolegniomycetes, Saprolegniales, Saprolegniaceae. The record is from RefSeq and is a predicted model, not a curated record.
AUGUCUCUCGGGUUCCUCACCGAGUCGGCGCUCGUCCCGUCCAAGGCCAAGGCGAUCAAGGUCGACUCCAAGUCGAUCGUCGACCUCAAGGCGCUCGUCUUCCGCGAGCAGGAGCGCAAGAAGGCGGCCACGGAGGCCUCGGGGCUGCGCUCGAAGCGCGGCGCGCGGGCCAAGGAGCUCCAAGCCGGCAAGAAGUCCGAGACGAACGCCGGCAUCGAGAAGCGGCGGCAGCGCGACGAAGACGAAGAAGCCCUCGGCGACGACGAGCGUGCCAAGAAGAAGCGGUCUCGGCAGAUACUCAUCGAGAAAGCCAAGCUCUACGAUCAAAUGGCCCGCGGCGAGCGACCAGCGACUGGCGACGUGCUCAUCAACUUUGACGCCAAGACGACCCAUCGGGACCAUGAAUUCACGGAGGCUGCGCCCAAGCCCGCAGCUGACGAUGGCGAAUGGGUCGAGAUUGUCGACGAGUUUGGCCGGACCAAGAAGGUGACCAAGCACGAGUACGAGGCCUCGUUGCCGCCGCCACCACCGACCGAGGGCUCGAAGAGCGUGGGCAGCUUCGUCGUCUCGCAGUGGGAAAAGACGCUCAACUCGCAGGAGAAGAGCUACUUGACCGAGGUGCACGCCGAGGCGCAGCACGCCAAGCUCACGCUCGCCGACAAGAAGCGGCAGAAGGAGCAGCGCCGCGAGAAGCUCAAGCUCGCUUUCAACAACAAGAGCACGCCGGCCGUUGCGCCAUCGAGCGAUAUUUCAGCCCAAGCCUCGCGGGACGCUUCGGAUUUCUUGUCCAGUCUCUUGUAA